UUUAGGCGCACGACCACCAGGCAGCCUCCCCCUGCAGCGACUAUGGCCGAUAGCACUCCCGCCGCGCCUGUAGCGCCGCCCCAGCCCGCUCUGACGAAGUCCUCGAACCGCAAUCUCCCACCCUCCGUGUUCACGCUGCCGCAGACCGCCCAGCUCGAGGCUCUGUAUACGAUCAUCCGAUCCAAAGAUACCGCACGAGGAGACUUUUUGUUCUACUCCGAUCGGAUUAUUCGGUUGCUGGUGGAGGAGGGGCUGAAUCACCUGCCUGUCGUGAAGAAGGUCGUCGAGACGCCGACUGGGGCCACGUAUGAGGGCGUCGGGUUCGAGGGAAAGAUCUGCGGUGUUUCCAUCCUGCGGGCGGGUGAGGCGAUGGAGGCGGGUCUGCGCGAGGUCUGCCGGAGCGUGCGCAUCGGUAAGAUCCUAAUCCAACGAGACGAGGAGACAGCGCUGCCGAAGCUGUUCUAUUCCAAGUUCCCACAAGACAUCGCCUCCCGCUAUGUGCUGCUUCUUGAUCCAAUGCUUGCUACCGGAGGCUCUGCGAUGAAGGCCGUCGAAGUGCUGAUGGACCACGGCGUUCCCGAGGACCGCAUCAUCUUCAUCAAUCUCGUUGCCGCGCCCGAGGGAAUCAACAAUUUCUGCACCAAGUAUCCUCUAGUCAAAAUCAUUACCGGGUGGAUAGAUCAGGGAUUGAAUGAAAAGGCAUACAUCAUUCCCGGCCUGGGCGACUUCGGAGAGCGCAGGUAUUGCGAGUAGGCGAAGGUGUUGUAGGAAGCGGUUUUAGGGCUUGUAUGCCACUGGAUAAUCGCCUUCGUUACCGUAGACUGAGACCACAGUGGUAGACUCAGAUUACUGGUAAAACGGGGAGUGCCGUUGUAGUGUCGCGCUUUCCGGUGCGUAAGGCUUAAGCCGUGUCGCGCUCUUGAACACCCUUGGAUGGCCGGCCGCAUUCCUCAUCAGCCGAUCUUUCAUCACGAUCCGGGAAACUUCAUGCGUACAGUGCCGGUUGUGCGACUUGUCAGCUCAUCUUACUGUAAGCACAAUCCACUUACAAAUCUAUCCGGCUCACCCGUUUGUUCCCGAUGUGGCUGUAGUCGGUGUUUUCCAUUUUGAGCCAUUCACCCGACUUGCUCCGAAAGAGUUGGUCUCGAUCAAUGCCACGCGGUGACGUGACGCGGAUAACUCCGGCAUGUUGAUCGUUCUGUCAACCUGCCAAGGAUGAGACGCUUCAUCCUUCUUGCAACACACUCAUUUCGCGCCGCGACACGGCUGGCUCUUACUUAGGAUGUCCCGCCUCGGGCCAGCUCGCAAUCUGGGCAUCGACCCUAUUUAAGGCCCGGCACCAUGAAAUUUUACUCGCCUCACGCGCAACGUCUCUCGCCAUGCCUGCGGGUUCUUCCUCCGUCCCCUUGUCCCCCGCCUCGACCAUUACAUUGCAACCCGUCGAGCCUGCACUCACUGCCACCCAUGGACACGAUCCAAAUGCGCCAGAUCUCAGUUUUCCCUCGCAUAUCCCAGCUAUGGAGUAUCGCGGAGCUACCGAGACCGGAUUCAUGGACGCCAAGGACGUGUUGACUCAGAAGGUCGACCCCGAACGCGCAUCGAGGCUCGAGAAAAUCCAUUUUGUGACGUGGGAGGAGAAUGACCUCGAGGAUCCGAGGAAUUGGUCGAAUGCCCGCCGAUGGUAUAUAACCUUUGUCGUCACUUGCGCGGUGAUCUCCGUCACUUUCGGCAGCGCCGUCAUCACAGGCGACUUCAAGGACAUCCAGGCCGAGUUCCGGGUCGGUGAGGUUGUCGUCGCGCUGUCCGUAUCGCUAAUGGUGGUCGGAUUUGGCAUCGGACCACUCGCCUGGUCACCUUUGAGCGAGAUCUAUGGGCGGAGACCGCUCAUGAUCAUUCCCUCCCUCUUCUACGUGAUCUUCAACAUCCCGUGUGCAGUGGCACCCAACAUCGAAACACUACUCAUCUGUCGUUUCUUUUGCGGGCUCUUUGCAUCGGCGCCCUUGACCUUGGCCGGAGGCACUAUUUCUGACAUAUGGGACAACAACGAGCGCGGAAUCGCUGUCGCCUUAUUCGCUGCUGCGCCGUAUGGCGGGCCCGUGCUUGGACCCAUUGUCGGUGGAUUCGUAGGUCAGAGCUUGGGCUGGCGGUGGAUUAUAUGGGUGAACAUGAUCUUUGCCGGCGCCGUACUUUUGUUGUGCACAUCGCUCCCAGAGACGUUUGCGCCGACUCUGCUCCGCCGACGAGCUGCUCGCCUUCGUGCUGAAACUGGGAAUGCGGAUAUUAUGACUGAGCAGGAACUCAAUGGACAGUCCUUUGCCGACAUGAUGACCGAUACUCUUAUCCGACCGUUUCAAAUGAUCAUGACCGAACCUAUCCUGCUGCUGAUGUCGCUCUUCAUCGCCCUGGUAUAUGGACUCUUGUACGGAUUCUUCUUCAGCUUCCCUGUCGUCUUCGGCGAGGGCUAUCACUUCACGGACGGUCAAGUCGGGCUAACCUUCUGUUCUGUGUUGAUUGGAUUGGGUCUGGCGCUUCUGAUGACGGUCCGCCUGGAGAAAGACUACUUGAAGCGCGCUGCAGCGAAGGGCGGGCGAGCAGAUCCUGAGGAUCGGCUGGUGGGCAUGAUGAUCGCUGGACCAUUUGUCUCGAUCUCACUGUUCAUUUUCGGGUGGACCAGCCCACCAUUUGUCCAACCUGGAGGUGGAAACUGGGUAGGACCUGCAAGCGCCGGCAUCCCAUUCGGAUUUGGAAUGGUUGUGAUCUACUUCUCCGCCAACGCAUACCUCAUCGACGCGUUCCCGGGCUACGUCGCAUCGGCGCUCGCGGCCAAAACCGUCAUCCGAUCCGGGGCCGGAGCUGCGAUGCCGCUGUUCAUCGUGCAGAUGUAUCACGGUCUGGGGAACGGAUGGGCUGCAUCGCUGCUUGCUUUCCUCGCGCUUGCCAUGAUACCCAUACCAAUCUUGUUUUAUCGCUAUGGGAAGGCCAUUAGAGCCAGGUCGCAGCGCGCAGUGUCAUAGAUUUCGAGUGUUCAUGGGUUCAAAGCUGGGGGGAUUCGUAGAACUAGAGGGAAUUUCAAUUGGGUUUAGACCGAAGUGACUGGUUCUCAAGUGAAUGUAAAAUUUGCAAGCUGUCUUAGUUGUAAUACGAUUGCCAUGCUCGCAACCCCCAUCCUAAGAAAGCAGGACAGGGGAAAUCAGGCCAUGGAAUGCCUCUCAAUCUUCAGCACCUUCUGUACAUCGCGGACCUCCUGGUCCCUCUCAUCCAGCCAGUCUCGCUGGUGGCGUGCUUGUGACCGGUCCAGGGCUCUCCCGAAAUCAAUGACCCGGAAACUGGGCGUCGUCAGCGAUCGUUCCGCGGGAGGGAGCGUCAGCGGGCCCGGUUGCACGAGAAUGUUCUUCCUGAAUGGAGAGCGCUGGAGGAUACCAGACAUAUGUAGCCUGAGAAACAGCGAGAAACAUUCCGCUCUGAGGUCGCGGAUUAGAUUUGAGAUGCUAUGCGCCGAUGUACGCACUUUUCGUCGUGUGAAAGACUCUGGGGCUCAAUCGGCGUCCCGCAAUCCUCCAGCAACAUGAUCGGGCUAGGCUGAGUGGCAUCGUCAACCGAAUAUCCCGUUUCUGGGACGUAGAAUCCGUAGAACUUGGGUACGACGGCACCGACGGGCACGGGAUACUUGAUACCCGGCACGAGAGCGUAUCCAGAAUACGCAUCGCUCAAGGACUCUGGAAACGAAGCGGGCGACGCGUAGAGGCAUGCUUCAUGAUCCAGAAACCCGCGUGCCUCAGUCCUAGCGACGGAGACUUUCGCAACUACCCGUACGGCGGUGGAAUCGAAUUGAAAGACGGCGUGAUACACGUUCGAGUGGUGACCGCAUCCGACGCGUGAGCUGCGAGUGAGAUAGAGAUGCCCGGGGUUUUGCUCUUUCCCGACUUCCGGCAGAAGACGUUUAUAGACCAGGACUCCUUGAUUCUGUCCGACUCGCGCAUCUGGAUCGUGCACAUGCAGUAGAUUUGGGAGAUGUGAAUGAGGGAUGCGUUCUUCGAGUUUGGGGAACCUGGCGGUGUCGAAGUAGCUGCCUAGACUGUAAGUUUAUGAGAAAGAACCGGGUGUGAGAAGUGGAGUGUGUGACCUUCCUCAUUCAAGAUCCUACUGCGCUCUGCAUCCGCCAUGGGCCACGGAGCACAAAUCUUCAUACAGUGAGCGUCGUCCGACCUUUCUGAAACGCCCAACUCCUCAAAAAGGCUCGUGUUCCACACGUCGCUCCAGGAGUAUCCCUCCGAUUGAUCCGACUUCGCGAUGAAAAAGUCGUCGAGAGAGUGACCCCAAAGACAGCCCUCGGGGGUACGCUUGGUACGAAGGACGGCUGAAGAGACCGAAGCAGACACCAGGUUGCCUGGCCGGCGGAUUGGACGCGACAUUCGAAUUCGCACUCACUCAGACCGUGAAACUUCGAUGAGAUUAUCGAUGUGGAGGAAGUCAAGUUGGCCGCGGCGGCGUGUCGAUUGAUCGUGCAAAUGGUUCGACCACAUCUCCUUCUCGUACUCGACGCUCAUGGCCACGAUUGGUAUCCUAGCUUUGCAAGGCGCUUUCGCCGAACAUCAAACGCGCAUCAAAAGCGUCCGGAGUGCCAAACGCCAGCUCUCGACCCUCCUCGUCAAAACCGGGGACGACCUCGCACGCUGCGACGCUCUGAUCAUUCCUGGGGGUGAAUCCACUACUAUAGCGCUGUUGGCUAGACUCGCAGGUCUGAUAGAGCCGUUGAAGGAGUUUAUCCGCACAAAGCCAGUGUGGGGCACAUGUGCAGGCGCCAUCUUACUCUCUCGGUCGGUCACUGGCGCGAAGAAGGAGGGUCAAGAGCUGUUCGGUGGGGUAUCGGUUGACAUUGCGAGGAACGGAUGGGGGACCCAGGGCGAGUCGUUUGAGGCGGCUUUGCACAUCGAAGGGAUGUCGGCGGGAGAUGCCAGCCGCGAACCCAGUCCUUUUACGGGGAUCUUUAUUCGAGCGCCGGUCAUUCUGUCUGUUGCUGCCGAAGCAGACAUUUCCGUUAUCGCCCGUCUUCCUACCCAUCUGCUUCCGGAUCCUGAUCUGGUCGCUGACGCACACGACCCACGCACGAUCGUAGCACUGCGCCAGGGCCAGCACCUGCUCACGACGUUCCACCCCGAGUUAACGCCGGACAACCGGUUCCAUGAAUAUUUCGUUCGACAAUGUGUUCUGCCGUCUUUACCGUCGAUAUAAUAUCUGGGCGGGCUCAACUGGCCGAUGACGUCCCGGCUUCCGGGUUAGAGUUGUUGGUAGUGACUCGCAGCAUGCGAUCGAAGCUCGGGACACCGUUUCGAAGAGCCCAUCCAUGCGAAUUCGCUACCUGUUGCUGGUGUCUCUCGACGCAUCGCCAGCCUUUGUGCCACAUGGUGACGAUCCCUCUGCUCCGAUAGCAUAAAUACUACGGCUAUAAGUAGGACCCUUCGUUCCUUCGCCCACCAGGACACGACAUGUUUCUCGCACUGGGACUCUCUGCUCUCUUGAGCGCCGCCGCGCUCGUGGGCAACGCCAGCGCCCGAAACUCGUUCCCGUCAAAAGCGUACAUGCAGCAGCUCCAGGCAGCGUCAGCAGAGCGUUUCACGCGGCCCACUGCACUGGCUGCCACCGCCGGUGUCAAGAACAUCACGUUUACCGAUCCCCGGGCGUCGGCGUUCUACGUCGACGGAAAGAACAUUCCUGAGGUCGACUUUGACAUUGGGCCUAGCUGGGCCGGCUUGAUUCCCAUUAGCAGCGAUCCCAAGGAGACACGCAAGCUCUUCUUCUGGUUCUUCCCGCCUGGCCCGGAGGGCAGUCUUGACGAUCUGAUCUUCUGGACGAACGGCGGUCCUGGAUGCAGUAGCUUGGAGGGUCUCCUGCAGGAGAACGGGCCCUUCUCGUGGCAGCCCGGGACAGCCAAGCCGAUACAAAAUGUGAACAGCUGGACGAACCUCUCCAGCAUGAUCUGGAUCGAGCAGCCCGUCGGCACAGGCUUCUCUCAAGGAACACCGAACAUCACUAACGAAAACGAUCUGGCUUCCCAGCUCGUCGGUUUCAUGCAGCAGUUCCUGGACAUCUUCAAAGAACUCAAUGGCAAGAAGUUCUACGUCAGCGGUGAAAGCUAUGCUGGUCUCUACGUUCCAUACAUUGCAAACUACAUCUACGAGCACCCGACCGCACUCAACCUGAGCCUGCAAGGCAUCUGGAUUGCGGACCCUGUCAUCGGCCCGGACGUCGUGCAAGCCCAGAUUCCUGUGGUCGACUUUGUGAAGAAGUACCAGAAUGUGUUUGCGUUCAACCAAGAGUUCAUGGAUGAGCUCGAUGCGACCAACAAGCAGUGCAACUAUGCGGACUACGUCUCCACACAUCUGAACUACCCGCCGAAGGGGAUCCUCCCUCUCCCGGCGCGCGCGAAAGCGGCGAACUGCGAUCUGUGGGACACGGUCUUCAACCAAGCAUUGGUGAAGAACCCGGCGUUCAACAUCUACCGCAUCUUCGACACGUUCCCCAUCCUGUGGGACGUGCUCGGCUUCCCGGGCUCGUUCCCCGAUGUGCAGCUGGCUCCGCUGUACUUCGACCGCACGGACGUGAAGAAGGCGAUCCACGCGCCCACCAACGUGUCCUGGGCCGAGUGCAGCAACGUCGACGUCUUCCCGCGGGGUGAUCGCAGCGAGGAUUCGUAUGUGUCGGUGCUUCCGAACGUGAUCGAGAAGAGCCAGCGGACGGUGAUUGCACAUGGUCUCGCGGACUUUAUUCUCAUUGCGGAGGGCGCACGGAUUGUCAUUCAGAACAUGACUUGGAACGGGCUCCAAGGCUUCCAGACUCCGAUCGCCAACGACAGCCUCUUGAUCGACAGCGUCGGCCCGCUCGGGACAGCACACACCGAGCGCGGGCUCACGUACAUUGAAGUCGAGCUGAGCGGACACAUGAUCCCACAGUACUCGCCGCUGGCCGCUUUCCAGAGCAUGUCGUACGUGAUGGGAUUCAGAGCUUCGCCGUAGUGAGAUAAGUAGAGACAGAAAAUGUAAUGCCAAAUGCAUGCCGCUGGAUAGAUGCGAACCUCGAAGUCGGUUCAGCCUUCGUUCCGAACUCAGUCAUACAAACGGUAUCGUAGAGCCCAUUGGCGGUAGUGGAUCGGGGGGACAUCCUCAGCAGCCAGUGGAUUGUGCUCAUCACAAUGUUCAAGACAAGAGUCAGUUGGUCGGACCUUCAUUGAUCGGGCCAGUUCCUCAGAUUCGUCCCAAGUCCGACGAGCGCAAACAGGGAUAUGAGGCGAAG
Messenger RNA from Mycena citricolor, 7290 nucleotides. NCBI's taxonomy places the organism in Eukaryota, Fungi, Basidiomycota, Agaricomycetes, Agaricales, Mycenaceae. The record is from the annotation of a GenBank genome assembly.